Messenger RNA from Neofelis nebulosa (Clouded leopard), 1139 nucleotides. RefSeq names its product three prime repair exonuclease 2 (gene TREX2). Gene Ontology annotation, biological process: DNA catabolic process. Gene Ontology annotation, cellular component: cytoplasm. The record is from RefSeq and is a predicted model, not a curated record. The coding region runs from base 147 to 857 and encodes 236 amino acids. NCBI's taxonomy places the organism in Eukaryota, Metazoa, Chordata, Mammalia, Carnivora, Felidae. Gene Ontology annotation, molecular function: 3'-5'-DNA exonuclease activity; nucleic acid binding. The transcript is spliced from 2 exons.
GCCCAACAGGCGGCUGGGGGCGGGCCGUGGCCACUGAUUAAAGGCCGCCUGGAGCAGCCUGUGUGGAGACAGGUGCCCAGCAGCCCAGGAAGCCGGCCAGCAGCCGCCCCAGCUUUAGGCUUUGCUGUCCCUGCGAGCACAUCACCAUGUCCGAGGUGCCCCGGGCCGAGACUUUCGUCUUCCUGGACCUGGAAGCCACUGGGCUCCCCAGUAUAGAUCCCGAGGUGGCCGAGAUAUCUCUGUUCGCGGUGCACCGCUCCUCCCUGGAGAACCCAGACCGAGAUGAGUCUGGUGUCCCCGUGCUGCCCCGGGUCCUGGACAAACUCACGCUGUGCAUGAGCCCAGAGCGUCCUUUCACCGCUAAGGCCAGCGAGAUCACCGGCUUGAGCAGUGACAGCCUGGCCCGGUGCCGGAAGGCUGGCUUUGACAGCUCCGUCGUGCGGACUCUACAGGCCUUCCUGAGCCGCCAGGAGGGCCCCGUCUGCCUCGUGGCCCAUAAUGGCUUCGAUUACGACUUCCCCCUGCUGUGCACAGAGCUGCGGCGCCUGGGUGCCCACCUGCCCCCGGACACCAUCUGCCUGGAUACACUGCCUGCGCUUCGGGGCCUGGACCGCGCCCACGGCCAUGGCACCCGGGCCCAGGGCUUAAAGGGCUACAGCCUGGGCAGCCUCUUCCGCCGCUACUUCCACGCCGAGCCGAGUGCCGCCCACUCAGCCGAGGGCGAUGUACAUACCCUGCUCAUGGUCUUCCUGCACCGCGCCGCUGAGCUGCUCGGCUGGGCAGACGAGCAGGCCCGGAGCUGGGCCCGCAUCGAGCCCAUGUACGAGCCACCCGAUGGUCCGAGCGUUGAAGCCUGAAUGCCGGGGGCUCGGUGACGCCACCGCCCAGGGGCGUGAGGCCCACCCCCCAGCACCGUGGGCAGCGCCAGCUCUGACCAUUCAGUCAGGCCCUGGGGCCCGGAGCCGGCAGCGGACCGGUGUCCCACUGUCCCUCUCCCCAUCCUCUGAGCUGGCUAGCCCUGGGCCUGCGCACCUGCCGGGCCUUCUCCCUGCCCAGGCCUGCCCAGCCUUGUAGCCCCAGAGCUCCCUGCCGGCCACCCCUCACCUGGCCUCUCAAUAAACAUGGACGAGUACUCAGCA